Messenger RNA from Sinocyclocheilus rhinocerous, 1825 nucleotides. RefSeq names its product retinol dehydrogenase 1 (gene rdh1). The coding region runs from base 144 to 1130 and encodes 328 amino acids. The transcript has 5 exons. Gene Ontology annotation, molecular function: oxidoreductase activity. Gene Ontology annotation, biological process: steroid metabolic process. The record is from RefSeq and is a predicted model, not a curated record. Gene Ontology annotation, cellular component: intracellular membrane-bounded organelle. NCBI's taxonomy places the organism in Eukaryota, Metazoa, Chordata, Actinopteri, Cypriniformes, Cyprinidae.
CGCCCUUUGGCCCCGCAGUGGGUUUGUGGCCCUUGAGCUCUUCAGCGCACCGGGAUCAGGACAGCAGUGGGAGUCGGGAGCUCAGAAACAAAACAUCUGCUGGUUUUCACAGUGAAGGAGUACUGAUAACUGCACUAGUCACAAUGGUGCUCUUCUGCGCGGAUCUGCUGUGCUGCUGCUGCUGCUGUUCUCUAGCCGUUCUGGCGCUCGUCGCUGCGGUCUGGCUCUUCCGAGACCUCCGUCAGAUCAGCGGCAUCCACGAGAAACACGUCCUGGUGACGGGCUGCGAUAGCGGCUUCGGACUGCUCGCGGCGCGGCAGCUCGACCGGCGGGGGUUUCACGUGAUCGCCGCGUGUCUCACGGAACCUGGUGCCUCCAGACUGCGCGCGGCGGCCUCCCCCAGACUCAAGACGCUUCUGCUCAAUGUUACCGACAGCGCGAGCGUGGAGAGUGCGCUGGAGCGCGUGCGCAGCGAGGCCGGGGAGAGAGGUCUGUGGGGUUUGGUGAACAACGCUGGCAUCUCGGUCCCCGUCGGCCCCAUGGAAUGGAUGCAGCUGGAGGACUUUAAGAAGGUUCUGGACGUAAACCUCAUCGGUCUUAUCGAGGUGACUCUGAAGUGUCUUCCUCUGCUGAAGAAGGCUCGUGGUCGGGUGGUGAACGUGGCCAGCGUACUGGGCAGAGUCUCACUCAUCGGGGGAGGAUAUUGUCUCGCUAAAUAUGGUGUGGAGGCCUUCUCUGAUAGCUUGAGGAGAGAUAUGAUGCACUUUGGAGUGAAGGUAAGUAUCAUUGAACCAGGCUUCUUCAAAACACAAGUAACAGAUUUGAGCCUCAUUGAAGAUGAUCUGAAGAAACGGUGGAGCAACCUCCCAGCAGAGGUCAGGAGAGCCUAUGGAGACUCAUACCUGCAGGACUAUAUAAAGUUGCAGGAGUUCUCCAUGAAGACUCUGGCCAGCAGUGAUCUUUCUAAAGUGACGUCAUGUAUGCAGCACGCUCUAUCAGCGCGUUAUCCCCGAACACGCUACAGCGCAGGCUGGGACGCCAAGUUCCUCUGGAUUCCCCUCUCGUACCUGCCGACAUGUAUAGCAGACAUCUUCACCAACAAUUUAAUGCCUUCCACGAAGGAGAGCUGAAUAUCUCUACAAAGAUUUGCUGAAAACGCCACUGCAGCUCAACUUAUCUGAUUUGUGAAGUUUUGUCUUUGAAACUGUGAUUGCUGUAUGCAACAAUGAUCACCCAGCCCUGCAUUAUGAAAACGGCUCAUGUUUGCGUUUACUUACAAAAAAAAAAAAAAAAAAAAAAAAGGCCUAAUAUUAUCUAAUUUGAUGAUGCGGAGUUCAAAAAUCAGCAUGCGAGUUCAUCACAUAUACAACAUUUAAAUGUCAAGUGUUUCAUAUCAUUUAACUUGCAAUCUGCAAAGUAGCGGAAAAAGUGGAAAUCAGGAUUAGGCAUAAAAAAUUUCUUCAGAAUCAUUCAUAUAUGUGAAAAUGGGCUGUUAAUUGAACAAAUGAUUGCAACCUGACCCAGAGUAAGAUGGGAAAAAUAUCUUUGUGGCAAGUUUUCUGCUGAUUAGGGGGGAAAUACAAGAAUUCUUCACCUUAUAAAUAAUUGUUGAAAGCAAAAAAUUUUAUGAAAUGCAUCAUAUUUUGUGAGAAAGUGAUGCGUAGAGUGAAAAAGGCACUAUUCUUGCAAUCAGCGCCUCAAAAAUUAGUAAGAAAAGUAUUGGAUUUCAUUAAUGCAGGGCGGUGCAAUAAUGCAAUCAAAUAAAAAUGCAUUUUAUAUAUUGUUGCAUUUUCCAUAAAUAAAGUACCCUUUGGUGUCCAACAAU